This is a messenger RNA of Oryzias melastigma (Indian medaka), 2940 nucleotides long. It is a transcript of the gene atf5b, whose product is annotated as activating transcription factor 5b. The transcript is spliced from 4 exons. Gene Ontology annotation, cellular component: nucleus. Gene Ontology annotation, biological process: regulation of transcription by RNA polymerase II. Bases 798 to 2393 code for a protein of 531 amino acids. Gene Ontology annotation, molecular function: RNA polymerase II transcription regulatory region sequence-specific DNA binding; DNA-binding transcription activator activity, RNA polymerase II-specific. The record is from RefSeq and is a predicted model, not a curated record. NCBI's taxonomy places the organism in Eukaryota, Metazoa, Chordata, Actinopteri, Beloniformes, Adrianichthyidae.
CAUCGCUGAGUCCCCGCGGGUCUGAUGCAACACGACUGCAACUCAAGCAGCUUCCCAGAGCUGCUGCGAUGUGUCCUUCCGCCGCGCAGACUAGUGCCAGGAGCAGCUUAUUAUUCUCCAGCUCCGCGCUCUUCUUGGGUGAAUGUAAGACUUUUCUAAUUUUUAAAGUUCAACAGAGACACAAUACGUCUUAAAUCUUCUUUUCCUGCGUAUGUUGCUAAAAAAAAUCUAAACUUUUUUUUUCUUUUUUACUUGUUUCAGCGUGACUGCAAAGAAGUUCAACUCCUCACUUUACUUUUGCUAAUUAACUUGUAAAACAAACUUAAAAAAAUGUGUUGAGCCACAACAAAUCGCAAAUGAUUAAGAUUUUUUUUUUUUAAAAAAAAGGUUAUUACUGUAAAUAGACAGUUGUCAGGCUCGUGCGUGUGACGGGAAAGUCCCGGCUCCAUGACGUAACGGCCGCGCGACCGUCUGCAAGGCUGCGCGCAUUGAUCCUGCAGCUGUGAUGCGGUCCUUGAUUGGGAGUUGGAGAAGUAGCGGAUUUAAAAACUUUCUGUCCGCAAGUCCGUGCAUGGAUAAAAGCGCCGCGCGAGCCGUGCCCGACUUCUAAAAGCUAAAUUAUGGUGUUUUAACGAGCGACCGCGCGCUCCUGCCACCGCUAAGCCCACGUGCCGCCGCCUCUGCCGCCUCAGAAAAGUACUGAGCAAGUAUGGGAUCUCCAGGCGUUUCCUCCGCUCCUGCAUCACGGCGCGGCGCGCUUUGUGCUUUUGAACACGUCCAUCGGAGCAGACGGCAUCAUGGCGGCAUCGACCCUUCACGAGAAAAUUCCUCCCACUUCCACGGGCGAGCGCGGCGCUCUCCCUCUCCGAAGGGCUAGCCGCAGCCAAUCACGGCACGGGGCGGGGGCGGAGCCAGCAGAGGGGCAGCAUUUAAUUGGUGAGUUUGCCGAAGACGCUUUUUUAUUUUUGCACAUCCCGAGGUCGGAGCCGCAGUGCAGCACGGGGCUAAUGUCGUACAGUGAUGGUCACUCAGAUUGGAUGACGGAAAAAGUUGACCUGUCUUCUUUUGUGUCAACAAACGAGUCGUCUCCUGGCUCAUCCCUUCCGCCCUCACCGCUGGAACAGGAUGUCAAGGUGCCCUCAGAUCUGGAGGUCAUGACCUCUCUGCUGCAGGAGGAGCUGGCUCAGUUGGAGGACUACUUCCGCUCCGAGUCCACGGCCGGCGCCAACAAGUUGGAUAAGUCCUCCAAAUGUGACAAGGGAGCUCAAGCCAUGGGCUCGCAGUCGUACUACCAGCUCCCCUACGGCUCCUACGGGAGCAGCCAAUCAGAGACCAGCCCUGUGGUUGUUACCCUGGCAACAGGGGAACUGGACCUGGCCAGCUUCUGCGGCGGCCCCAUCAGCAGAACCAAAAUCGCAAGACCCGCUCCGUACAGCUACCACCACCGCUACCACCACAACAACGGGCGGCGGCUGCUGGGCGAGGCGGUGAAGGUGGGGGACGAGGUGGGGCUGGAGGCGUGGGGCUCCCGGGGGUGUUACUCGGGCAGCACGGAGCUAUCGGUCAACCACUACUCCACCCUGAAGACGGUGAGCAAGAACAGCUUCGGCAGUGUGAAGAAGGUGAGAGAAUGUGCGCUUUCUUUGAAGGAGGAGGAGAGCUACUGCUUCUCCGAGGGGGUGUUCUGCAGCGAGGAGAUCGCGCGCGGCUUCUGCCUCGGCGGCUCCUACGACCCCCACCACAAGCGGGAGGGACAGCUCAUGCACAACGUGAAGGUCAACGUAAGUUACGACAGCUCGGGGCUGGAGGUCCUGCACUGCAGCAAGGACGCGGGGCUGCCCGGAUCUAUGCCCCAAGAGACAAUGGUGGGGGGCGACGGCUACUUCCACCAGCCCAUGGCCGGCCCGGAGCCCUACCACAGCUUUAUAGGAGAACUGGAGCCCCCCACGCAAGCUCAGGCUGUGGAGCCCCAACACGGCCACUACCUCUACCCCGAAUGCCUUGCAGACCAAAGCUACGAAUGCCUGUCCAGAGGGGAGGGCGAGGGGCCCCUGCUGGGCAGCCCCAUGCACCGGCCCGCCCCCCGGCUAAAGGACGAGCCCUGCUUGCUCAAGCCCGCUCAGGUGAUGGGGGGCGUCUCUCUGGACAGCAGCAGCGGCGAGAGGAAGCAGAAGAAGAGGGACCAGAACAAGACGGCCGCUCACAGGUACAGGCUGCGCAAGAGGGCGGAGCUGGACUCUCUGGAGGAGGAGCUACAUGGCCUGGAGGGGCAGAACCGCGAGCUGCGGGACAAGGCAGAGUCGGUGGAGCGGGAGAUCCAGUACGUGAAGGACCUGCUGAUCGAGGUGUACAAAGCCCGCAGCCAGCGGCUCAAGCAGGACGGCAGUGCCUGAGCCCCGCCCCCAGCCCGCCCCCGGCACCAGCAGGGACUGACCGGGGGUUUGCAUGACUUGCCAAUGCUUCGGGAGGGGUUUCGGGAGGAGACUUGUCCGUGACCACUGUGAUUCGAACCGAACCCCCCCACCGCCGUUUACACAAACACAACCGACUCUGGUUUCUGCCACACAUCACCCCCCCCCUUUACGGAGGCUCCAAAUCUAUAUUUUUAUCUGCUUGAAACAAUCAACAGAGUGAGGGACGCUGAGGAGGCCCCGCCCCCGACGGCCUCACUGCAUGUCUGGUUUGGAAAACGCAUGUGCGCGUGCUGGUUUCUUUUAAGGCAGCGUUAUGUUAUGUGCAUGGCUCCGACCCCCACAUCUGGCGCCCCCUCCCAGCUGUGCUCUGCGGACAAACAAUCACCUGACUCUGGGAGGGGCUUUGAAGUUCAGCUGCUUCAACUGGGGUGUCAGGACGGAAAAUCAGGUAAACUGCAGCCAAAUGAAGCCGUUGUGUUUGUUUCCUGCAGCGGUCAGGACUAUGAAAUAAAGACUUCUAGAUUCA